UCUUUCUCUUUUUCUCCCUUUUUCAUUCUCUCACUCUCCCCAUAUCACAAGCGCGCAGUGCAGUGUCCGCGAGGAAACCCUGAAGCCAAUAGGAUGAGGAUCCGAUAAUAGAUGCAAAUUAUCGUGAAAAGACAGUGCAAAAUAUGAAACAACUCAUUUGCGGAGGAGUAAAUCACAGAAAACUGUUUAUGAACUGGCACCACAUACUGGAACUGUAAUGCAUGGAUACUUCACUGGCGGGGAUUUUAUGGAAUCGGCAUGAUUGUGGCUUGAACGUUUACAAGGGCUGCUAAAAUACUGUAUUUACCUACAUUUGGAACUACAAAGUGUUAUUUCUAGCCUGUACCCGAGAAACACUGUGUUUUUAACACUCAAACCUAACUGAGUCUUUUAAAACACAAACAGUAGCAAAAAAUGAGUUCAUAUUUUGUAAAUUCUCUCUUCUCCAAAUACAAAAGUGGCGACUCUUUACGUCCCAGCUAUUAUGAGUGCGGAUUCCCACAGGAUUUAGGCAGUAGACCCACGGUAGUUUAUGGACCCGGUGCCGGAGGAACUUUCCAACAUCCAACACAAAUACAGGAGUUUUACCACCCAGGCGCGUCCACGCUGUCCACCGCCCCAUACCAGCAGAAUCCUUGCGCGGUAACUUGUCACGGAGAACCAGGCAACUUCUAUAGCUACGACGCUUUGCAGAGGCAGACCCUUUUCGGAACCCAAGACGCGGAUUUAGUCCAGUACAGCGAUUGCAAGCUGACCGCUAACAGCCUCGGUGACGAGGCAGAGAGCGCGAGCGCGGAGCAGAGUCCCUCUCCGACGCAACUCUUCCCGUGGAUGAGACCACAAGUAGCUGCCGGACGGAGGCGAGGCCGACAGACGUACAGCCGUUAUCAGACACUGGAGCUGGAGAAGGAGUUCCUCUUCAACCCCUAUCUGACGCGCAAGCGGCGGAUCGAGGUAUCGCACGCGCUGGGACUGACCGAGAGGCAGGUCAAAAUAUGGUUCCAGAACAGGAGAAUGAAGUGGAAAAAGGAGAACAACAAAGACAAGUUUCCGAGCAGUAAGUCGGAGCAGGAGGCCAUCGAAAAAGAGAGGAAAGAAAAAGAGCAAACCGGGGGGACUCAGACGGCGGGAGAGGACAGCGACAAAGCCAAACAAAUGUAGAGGGGGACUGCAAACGUGGGAAUCGGCACCGGCAGAGACAGCGCGAGAUUUUUAAAAACAAAUCGCCAGGGUCUGAUUACUGUUGAGAAACAUUGCAAUCUUCUGAUGAUUACCGCGCCUUAGAGCGACCGGAAGGACACGCGCAUGACACAACUGAAAGUAAGCGCAAAAUCAAGAUUAUGAGGCCAAAAUCAAGAUGGGGGAAAUGAAGGUUUUUUUUUCUUUACCUGAUGAUCUUGGAUAUAUUGUAAAGUUGUAAACUAGCUUCCUCUACUUGUGGAACAAUUCAUGUGAGACGUUUCUCUUGCUAUAAUAUUAUCUUUAACAGUUACAUUGGCAGCUGUAUUUUAUUAAGUUAAAUUGUGCACUUUUUACUGUUCAUACUAAGUGUUUUAACGUAGAAUUUAAUGAAUUCCAACAACAUGAAACUGCCUAUUUAUGCUGUAGGUUAUCUCUUUUGAGGUCUGGCCUUUAUUACUUCGUUAAUGGUAUUUUGUUGUCUUCCGUUCUUGGGUAAGCAUGCGCACAGUGCAACAAAAAAAAGGACGUCAUGUGAUCCUUCCUUUAGCCUACUGUGAAACAGAAUGUGUACUGUACUCGUGAAUUAGUUUAUGGGGACGUAAUGAUAUGCUUCAGUGUUUUUCAUCACUUUGUUCUAUUGUUUAAAGCUGGAAGCGGCGGAACAAAGGGGUACAAUAAAGUUUACAACUGAGAAUCUGUGA
Molecule: messenger RNA, 1883 nt
Organism: Anguilla anguilla (European eel)
Lineage: Eukaryota; Metazoa; Chordata; Actinopteri; Anguilliformes; Anguillidae
Gene: hoxb8a
Product: homeobox B8a
Exons: 2
Coding region: 415-1161 (248 amino acids)
Biological process (GO): regulation of transcription by RNA polymerase II
Cellular component (GO): nucleus
Molecular function (GO): RNA polymerase II transcription regulatory region sequence-specific DNA binding; DNA-binding transcription factor activity, RNA polymerase II-specific
Source: RefSeq, a predicted model, not a curated record